Acyrthosiphon pisum (pea aphid) is the source of this 2001-nucleotide messenger RNA. RefSeq lists its product as uncharacterized. Lineage: Eukaryota; Metazoa; Arthropoda; Insecta; Hemiptera; Aphididae. The transcript has 4 exons. The record is from RefSeq and is a predicted model, not a curated record. Bases 128 to 817 code for a protein of 229 amino acids.
CAAAUUUAUAAUUUACGGACCAAUUCAUUACAUUUUUCUAUUAAAUAUAAUUAUAAUAUACCUACAUCCGGAAAUAUUUAGAGGUUACAGCUCAUGCAUAUCAACUGCUAUAAAUGUACCUAUCAAUAUGUUAUACUACUCAUGGCUGUUAUUCAACUCUUUUAUUUCAACUGUUACACAGUUAAAACUUAUGAUACACUCUAUUAUUGUUCAAAUAAAAUAUUACUGCAAACAUAAAAAAAUGAAAGUGUUCGUACUUCUUGGAUUUCUCUCACUUUCUCAAUCAAAAAAUAUUUUUAUGCCAAACUUGCCCGUGGGAGAAUAUCGUGUGGUGUUUGAGAAAGUAUAUCCUUGUGGAUCAACAAAAAACCAUACAAUUCAAUUAAAUAUUUUUAUUCGUAAAACGUCAUCAAGUACAAAAGAAUACAAAGGGAAUUUAACAUUUUUGAUACCUUUUGACGAUACUCUAACACUUGAUUUAAAUCUAGCGACUUGGGGUUCAACUGGUGGUUGGAUACCAAAUUCAAAUACUUUAAUAACAAAAAACGCAUGUAGCGUUAUGAAAAAUUUCGGAGGAAACGCAUGGUUUACAUUUACAAAGGGUUUUAACAUUCCAACAGAUAAAUGUCCACUACCAAUGGGAACAUAUAUUACAUCAGGGAUUGACUUGAAGAAAUUUGAAGACCAUAACUUUCCGAAAGUUUAUUUUUAUGGAAAAUAUAAACUGGUGUAUAAAGCUAUUAAUGUAAAAAAUAUAAUAGUGGGCUGUGAGGUUGUGGAGUUUAAUCUUAUACGACCUUGGGAAACACCAAUUUGAUUAAAUUACACAAAAUAAUAGUAUACCUACUAUGUUGUUGACUUUUUGUUAAACAGUAAACAUAUCAUCUUUUUUCUUAACCAAUCAAAUAAACUAAACUAACUAAUAAAUAUGACAACAUAUAAAUAAUUAAUAUAAAUAUACAUUAUCACAUGGAAGACGAGACAAACCUAUUGGUAGCACAGCAGUAUAUUAUAAUAGUUUUAUUAUUGUUACUAUUAAUUAAUUCAAUUUGGGAAAUACCUAAGAAGAUUUUUGUGAUUUGUAAGUUUGUUGUGAAAACGGUUAUAUUAUUGGUGUGGUAGAUUUUUGAGUGUGGAUUAAUAUGUAGAUUAUUGUGUAUAUUUAAAUUGAAGACAUACAACACGGACAUGGGCAUCCAGUAAUUAGUGGCUGACUAAUUGCCUAAAAUACUUCCUGCAGUGGGUGAAUGUUCGAUGGUUUUGCUUGGAUGCCAUAUAACCAAAUAUGAGCUAUAGUAAUAGCUUUAUAGGUAACUCUUAAGGAUUGGGCAGAGAAGGUAAAAGCGUGAGUUUAAUUAUUUUCUUUUAGUGUUUAUAUGAUCUUUCCAGAUGAAUCUCUUAUUGUUUAAAAUUAGUGGAGGGCAUUCUUUUCGAUUUAAGGUGAAGUUGACUUAAGUAGAUUUUGCGUAACUUAUUUUGAUUUUCCAUUUCUCGAUUAAUUUAAUAUAUAUUGUAUUUUUGUAGAAUGAUAUAAUAAAGAAUCUUAACUAUAAUUGUACGCAUAUGAGUAGGGGAGAGUGUUGUACCUUGGACCGCAUGUCUUAUGCUUAUUUCUGCCUUUGUAAUUGGUAAAGAAUUAAUUCAUGGAUGGAAUUAUAGGCACUAGUUCUACGACAUUGAAAUAUAUCCCCAGUUUGAACAGUAAAAUCACUAAUGAAUUUAUAAUAAAACAAAAAUAAAUAAGCCUAUCAAAAUAAUAAAUUUUGGUUUUUUUAAAUUGUAUUUUCAACAUAUAAAUUUGUGAUAGAAGUUCUUUGGGUUAGUGCCAUUUUACGUUAAAUAUUGAAUAGAAUUUAAUGGUGUAGUCAAUUAAGACAAAAAAUUACCUAUUAUUAAGGACCAAAAAAUUACAUUCUUUCCAAAUUUGUAUGCAUGUACCUUGGACCAAAUCGUGAAUUUUAAGGUUUAAAAAAUUUAACAAUAUUUUUUAUCAUCUACCUA